Messenger RNA from Hyaloperonospora brassicae, 360 nucleotides. NCBI's taxonomy places the organism in Eukaryota, Oomycota, Peronosporomycetes, Peronosporales, Peronosporaceae. The record is from the annotation of a GenBank genome assembly.
AUGGAGUCGGGCGCACUUGUGACCGACGAGAUUGUCGUCGGUAUCAUUAAGGACGCCAUCAAGAGUUCGGAAUGCCGUCGUGGAUUUAUUCUUGACGACUUUCCACGAACGUCCUCGCAACUAAAUUUGUACCUGCUGGCCUUCAAUGACGUCUCUUGCGCUGGCUGGGCGUACGUGUUGUACCUAACAGUGACAACGAUCUUCAAGGCGCUUGAAGGUGGCGAUCUGGACUGGAGCCAAGUGGCACAAAUCACGUGGGACGUUGUGUCACUGCCGCUCACAGUGAUUCAGCCGAUGGCCGUAAUGGAGAUCGUGUACGAUGCCGUGGGCUUUGUGCGAUACUCAACCUCGGGAGGAUGA